Messenger RNA from Mizuhopecten yessoensis (Yesso scallop), 4354 nucleotides. Its product is annotated as FMRFamide receptor-like. Gene Ontology annotation, cellular component: membrane. Lineage: Eukaryota; Metazoa; Mollusca; Bivalvia; Pectinida; Pectinidae. The coding region runs from base 1250 to 2464 and encodes 404 amino acids. The transcript has 2 exons. Gene Ontology annotation, molecular function: G protein-coupled receptor activity. The record is from RefSeq and is a predicted model, not a curated record. Gene Ontology annotation, biological process: G protein-coupled receptor signaling pathway.
AAAACUCAUCCAUAACAAUGAAUCAUUCGACAGUGGUAGGAAUCUCAGCUUUAAAGUUCUGGUUUCGUUCCUGAGCACUUUAGGGUCGUGGUGCACAAGAUAGUAAAUGUCUAUAGUUACAACAGUGCCUAAACAUUAUCGCUGAUAAUCAGCUGUUGUCUCAACCAAACACCAGACCCCGUGGGUUGGAUUGUCGGGAGGAAAACUUUAAAAGAUGAAGUCGAGAUCUGGAAUAGAUUCCUUACCAUAUCUGCCAGUAAACAGUCUCUUGGUUAUCAUGUGAUGUCUGGACUGAACACCCAGGAACCCUGGCAGUCGCUGGAGAGUACUUAGUUACUUCUUGUCAACAGUGAAAAUAUCUUACAAAAUAUUAUAAGGAAUCAUAUAGUUUGUGAACAUUGUAAGUUAUAUAGACACUUUGAGACUGAAAACUGGACAAAUUACAUGGACAAUUAGGGAAAUAAUAGCAGACAUGUCUAGGUGUACACCGAUGUCAUAAUAAUUUGCUACAGAGGAACACUUCCUGAUUCAUAUGUUUGUCUCGUUAAAGUUUAUUAGAAGUCCUACUGUUUUUAACAAUUUUAAGUAAACACAUGAAAUAUCUGAUAAUUUUCUUUAACAAAUUCCUGAGGAGGUAAACUAAGUGUAUAUAGUUAGAGAGACACCUGGGGAGUAAUAGCCCAUACAUUACACAGCCCCUAUAUCUGCUGCCUUGGGGAACACUUCCAUUCACGUGUGUAUACCGUAGCUGGUUGGGCAGUGUGUAUAACAGGUCCCCCCAGCCUUUAGGUGAUGUUAAUAGACUGCUGAAGUAUAUAUAUAUACUAUCCUACAUAGGUAGCUCACAGGUAACGAGUAUGGAAGCUGGAGGAUAUACACACCAGGAUCAAUGUUUAGGUCUAUUAUUGGGUAGUUAAUAGAAGGUAUUAAUCUCUACUGCCAUCCCAUGUUGCUGUCUAUAAGUGUUAGCCUGUGGACCUAACAAUGUAAGAGAUCAGCGGGCUAGGUUUCCUGGAGGAUGAAAGUGUUUAUACAAACCAUGGAAUAUUAUAGUUCACUCCACUGGUCAUCUGUGUGUCCAGUUUAACUGACCGACACAUACGUACUGGACUACACUCACAUCUACAGGUACGGUUUGUCGUGGAGAUGUAGGCAGGAACCGGAACGUCUCAGUAAACAAGAAAUAGUCUCGUCUUGAGUUUCCGCAGCCGGUGCCCCUAAAAGGGAUAUACCCAGAUCACCACCAGCCAUGGAGAAAACCAUUAUCCGAGCAAAUGGCACCUUCAACCUGACAUUUAACAACUCGUACUUCUACGACGUGUACUGGCAGUAUGACUAUGACGAGCUACCAUGCAUGUUCUCUCCUGAUUAUAAAAAUGGCACUACCUCCUCUAUGUUGAGGAGUAGUCCCAGCUACAACCUUCUAUUCAAGGUGCUUCUACCAAUCAUCUGUGUGAGUGGUAUCGUAGGAAUCAUUCUCACAGUCAUGGUGCUCAGUCGAAAGAACAUGUGUACUUCAACCAACUGCUAUCUGACAUCCUUGUCCAUCGCAGACCUCGGAUUCCUUGUCAUACUGUCGACAAAGUUCCUGGAGUAUCGCAUAACUGGUUACCCGUUCCAUGUGUUCGAUAUAUAUUUCACCUACGCUCAAAUAUUUCUGCACACAUUCCUUCUGGCCUCUGUAUGGUUAACUGUUAUGCUUGCCAUAGAACGUUACAUAGCGAUUUGCCAUCCGCUGAGAGCUAUAUCAAUAUGUACAGUGCGUCGGGCUCGGAUAAUCAUCGUCGUUAUAUUUGUAUUCUCCUUUUAUUGCCGCGUUCCAAACUUCUUUGAACAGGAAAUAAAAACGGUGACACCUUGCCCGGGUUAUCCAGAGUUUCGACAUAUGGUUCUGACGAAACUUGGACAAAAUCUAACUUACAAGAUAUCCUACGCCUGGGUAGUGGACUGCAUUAUUUGUGCUAUUCUCCCAUUUAUAGCUUUACUGUUCCUCAAUAUCAGACUGAUUAUAGAAAUCCGCAAGUCCACAAAGUAUCUCAGAUAUCACCUGGGAACAGACAGUAACAUGCAGAACGCGGUAAGUAAUGAACAACUCAAGAUCACAAUGAUGUUGAUCAGUAUCAUCUUUGUGUUCUUCGUCUGCCAGGCUCCCUAUGUUAUAACGAUGGCGUACAGAAACAUCCAUCAAUAUACCUCUCGCACAAUCCUCCGCUCUCUCACAAUGGAGAUCGUGGCAGAUGCCACCAUCUUCAUGCUGGCGCUCAAAUCUGCAAUCAACUUCAUCCUGUACUGUUGGUUCAGCGAAAAGUUUUGGAAUACCUUUAAACGUGCUUUCUUCAUUCGGUACUGUCUGCGACUUUAUAAAACCAGGCGGCAUAAUGGCCAUACUGUCCACUCGGCAGACCAAACUGGCAGCCAUAGCGCUCGCAAGGCAUCUUGUAUGACUAAAGACACCAUUUGCUGAGCAGCUCCUAUGUAAUGGGGCACAAGAUAAUCAAAAUUAUAUGUUUCAGGUUUCAGAAAUAAAUGACAGUGACUUUGUUGGAACAUCUCUUCUUUUCUCUUCAAAUUUUGAAAAAUAAUUGAAUUGAGUUCUAUUCCUUUUCGGAAAAUGGAUCAGAGUUGUAUUUGAUUACAGUUUGCCUUUAUGUUAUAUAAUACCCGCCAUGUUAAACAUUUCUUGUCGUGUGAAUUGUAUAUAUAAUGUUGAUGUUUAUUUAGAAAGUGAAAAUCGACAUUUCGUGACUUACUCAGUGGCAGCUAGAAAAUAGGGAAAAUAUUUCCGCCAACAUCAACCAGUAGAUUAAAUUGAAUAUAUUCUCGAAUGAUCUUUUCAUUUGAAGCGUUUUUGAAACCUGAAACACAUAGCUGGUUUUCUGUGUUUAUUGUAUACGAUAAUUAUUAACUGAUUGCUAUUGACAGGCAACCUUAAACAACUUGUAGAGGGCUACAUUAUAGUUGGUGCACAAUUGUAACAUACCCUAUUAUUAUUUAAAAGCAAACUAGUUGCAGCUUUAGAAAUUGUUUCAAGGAAAACAGAAAUCCGACGAUACCCUGUCAUUGUUGUUAUUCUACUAUAGUAAAAUGUUUCUAGAAGAAUAGAACGUAUAUGGACCAUGUUGAAAUAUAUAUAUUUACCAGUUUAAAGUCAAUCGCCGUUAAAAUUGUAUUGCAAUUGUAUGAAUGCUGACAAAGAUUAGUUUCGUAUGUAUAUUGUGCCUAUAUUAUUACAGAAUUUUCUGUGGCCUUUGUGAAUUAUGAUUCAAUGAUGUGGUAUUGUUUUAAAAACAAUACUUAACAGGGAAUAUGAGCUUAGAUUGGAUACCACCUUACCAUAAUUUACAUCUCCUUUGCACACAACUAACAUGAAUAACAAUUGUUUAAAUCAAAAGUAAACUUUAUUUCAAUAAUUUUGAAACAAAUUAUGAAACUUGUAUUAAUCACUUUGGUCGGCCAGGAUAGAAGCACGAAAUGGGUCUUAAUGUGAGAGGAAACCAGAGUGCACAGGGAAAUCCAACGUGGACUGGCAUAUUACCAAAUACCUUUUUACGUUCGAUAGGGGAAUCGAGCUCCGAGCGGUCUUGGUGAGUUCUAUGGUGCGUUUCAAUGCGCCUGCCGACCACCUUGCUGAUAUUAAGAUUUUAUAGAUUGAGCAUUUAAAAAAAAUGUUAGUGAUCAAUCAAGAACUAAAGGAGGAUAUAUGUCGCAUGUAAAAUAGAUAGAAUUUGUAUAAUAGAAUGUACCAAUAACCUUAAAUUGGUUCACCAUAUUUUUGAAAUACAAAGUCAAUUUUUAAGAACUCUUGCGCUGAUUUGGUAGACGUAUCUUCAAUUGGUCGUUUUCAAAAUUCUUGGUAUGGCCCUGUCUGGUCUCUCCACAUUUCUGUACAUAAGUAUAGUACACUUGCUAUUUGUCACUGGUAGAAGUAAUAUACGCUUGUGAAACUCGUAUAGUGAUUAAAAAUUAAGUCUUGAAAUUGAUAAAUAUGACCAUUCAAGCAUAAUCCAUAUACAUCACAAAAGGAAAAACAGAAACACAUAGUACACACUAUUCAUUCAUCACCUUUUGGAACGAAAAGAAACAUGAACCGAUAUAAGUCAAGGCGUAAAAUCUUGACUAUAUUUUGAUCAAGAUAAUGAGGACAGACUAAAAACAUUAUAUACCCAUUUAUGUACAAAUAAGUAUUAUUUUCCUGUACGUAGUCGGAAUGUAGAAUGAGUGUAUCUGUGUACACACUAAACAGUAUGUUUUUUUGUGUUAUAUAGUCUAUGAAACCCAUAUAUUAUCCAAAAGAUAUAUUUAUGUCGAUGUAAAAUCAUUGUGAUAUUUUGUUCUCAUCGCAUUUUUGAUUGAU